UACAGAACAUAUGUCAGACAACCGGCUGGCUUUUGAGCAGCACACCACAGUUUGCCACCUCAGACUUUCUUAAGUGUCAAAGUUGACAGCUUCCUUUAUUAAAAUGGACAGUGCUUUUGAUAAUCUGGAUGCAGCUGGGUUCCUGGAAAUCUGGCAACACUUUGAUGCAGACGAUAAUGGCUACAUUGAAGGCAGAGAGCUCGAUGACUUCUUUCGUCACAUGAUGAAAAGCCUGGGUCCACAGGAGAAUGUGACUGAGGAGCGAGUCCAGCAACUGAAGAAGAGGUUUAUGUCUGCCUACGAUGCCACUGCCGAUGGGAAACUACAGAUUCAGGAGUUGGCCAAUAUGAUCCUGCCUGAAGAUGAAAACUUCCUGUUGGUUUUCCGCAGAGAAAGCCACCUGGACAACAGUGUCGAUUUCAUGAAGAUAUGGAGGAAGUACGAUGUGGACUGCAGCGGAUACAUAUCAGCUCAAGAGCUAAAGGCUUUCCUGAAUGACUUGUUCCAGCAGCACCACAAGGAAGUGUCAUCAGACAAGCUGGAUGAGUACACCGACACAAUGAUGAAAAUCUUUGACAAAAACAAGGAUGGCCGACUGGAUCUGAACGAUUUGGCCAGGAUCUUAGCCUUAGAUGAAAAUUUCCUGCUCCAGUUCAAGAUGGACGCCUGCAGUACAGACGAGAGAAAGAGAGACUUUGAAAAGAUCUUCGACCACUAUGACGUUAGUAAGACGGGAGCGCUGGAGGGUCCUGAGGUGGAUGGCUUCGUUAAAGACAUGAUGGGCCUGGUCAGGCCCAACCUCACGGGCCCCGAGCUGGACGAGCUGCGAGGCGUUCUUCUGCGUCACUGUGACGUCAACAAGGACGGGAAGAUCCAGAAAAAUGAGCUAGCUCUGUGUCUGGGAGUCAAGCCUAAACCUUAGUGAGCGCUCUGUCUCAUAAAACACUGUCACUGCGUGUGUGUGCGUGUUGUAUAGUUCAAGCAGAAUGCCGCGUGUUGGUCCAGAUCAGUGCGACUACUGGAUUAGUUCAGGUCAACAUUCACAGAGUGUUUGUGCCUCCUGAAUAUGAUACAUAAUUUAAUACAGUGUGAUGAAAUAAAUGAAUCAGAUGAUCUUGAUCUUCUGUUGUACAUGUUUUAGAGCCUUAAUAAAAAAAGAAUGGCCUUUGCAGUGAGAUUUGUGGUACAGUGAACACGUCGGUGUAGCUUUUGAAAACAGAAUGUUUUUCAUUUUAAUAUAAAACCUUCUUAGACAAAGUUGGUCAUUCCUGACAUUUGACCACUUGCAUGUUUCUCUGUCUAAAAAAUAACUUUAUGUACAUGUUUAAUUGGUUUACUAGGCUGUUGGGAAAAUAAACACUGAUUACAAAUUAUGGCA
Mugil cephalus (flathead mullet) is the source of this 1378-nucleotide messenger RNA. Its product is annotated as secretagogin-like. Gene Ontology annotation, biological process: regulation of long-term synaptic potentiation; regulation of presynaptic cytosolic calcium ion concentration. Lineage: Eukaryota; Metazoa; Chordata; Actinopteri; Mugiliformes; Mugilidae. The record is from RefSeq and is a predicted model, not a curated record. Gene Ontology annotation, molecular function: calcium ion binding. Gene Ontology annotation, cellular component: terminal bouton; synapse; nucleus. The coding region runs from base 104 to 922 and encodes 272 amino acids. The transcript is spliced from 11 exons.